Messenger RNA from Pyrus x bretschneideri (Chinese white pear), 2138 nucleotides. RefSeq names its product LEAF RUST 10 DISEASE-RESISTANCE LOCUS RECEPTOR-LIKE PROTEIN KINASE-like 2.1. The record is from RefSeq and is a predicted model, not a curated record. Lineage: Eukaryota; Viridiplantae; Streptophyta; Magnoliopsida; Rosales; Rosaceae. Gene Ontology annotation, molecular function: protein kinase activity; ATP binding; polysaccharide binding. The transcript is spliced from 3 exons. Bases 40 to 2064 code for a protein of 674 amino acids. Gene Ontology annotation, biological process: protein phosphorylation.
GUGAGCGGUUAUCAUCAAGUCAAGCUAAAUCACCUUCCAAUGUCUCAACGUUAUUACUGUACUGUAAUUCCCUCCCAUCUCUCUCUCUCUCUCUCUCUCUCUCUCUCUCUCUCUCUAAAAUUUACGAUGAAUCAAAACCUCUGCACCUUCAUUCUGAUCUUCCUUCUCUCAGCAGAAACCCCAGCAUUUGCAGUGAACUUUUACUACCAAAACUGCAGCGUCCCCACAACUUGUGGCCGCCUAAAGAUCAGCUACCCGUUCUACAUCCAAGGCCAAGACUUCUGCGGCUACCCUGGCUUCCAGCUCUCCUGCCAGGGCGGCGCAGACGACAACGAAGAAGAAGCCAACCCACUUCUCCGGUUGUCUGGAGACGAUUACAUAAUUCACAACAUCAUUUACGAAAGCCAGACUCUUGUCGUCUCAAAUGCUCUACUUUCGCUCUACUUGGACAACUCUUCCUGCGCUAAUCUCUCACUGAUCCAUAAUUUAACGAUCCCUAAUGAACAGUUUGAGCUGGCUCCAAAGCAAGAUCAGUUCUUUCUGCUCUACAACUGCAACCCUUCGUUUGUCGAUUCUUUUCCAAAGUACAAGAUUGGUUGUAAUAACACUUCGGUUCUUGCUCUGCCUGGGCAGAUAUAUCCGAAAUUUGGAGGUCUUGUGGAGGUUGAAAAGUGUGGAUCGAGUGAGGUGGCGGUGGUGUAUGGUGGAGGGUAUGGGAAUGAUGAGGCGGCGGGAAUGAAGGAAGUGUUGGGAAGAGGGUUUGAGAUGAAAUGGCUGGAUCCUGACUGCAGCCGCUGCCAGGGGAGUGGAGGGCUAUGUGGGUUUAACUACACCACCCGCCAUUUUAGGUGCCUCUGCCCCGAUAGGACUAGAUCUGUGAGCUGUGGUGACGAAGACGGUGGAGGACCUGGAACUGGAAACUUAGUCACUAAAGUCUCAAUAGCAGGUGCAGUUGCUGGUCUCAUAUUUCUAUUCGUUAUCGUCUGCUGCUUAAGAAGAAAGUUGUCAUCAUAUAGAUUUCUUUUCUUUUGGAAGAAGCAAAACAAAAAUCGUCAAAUUGUAGAGGCCUUUCUAAGGAGCUACGGGCCGCUUCAAGUACGAAGGUAUAGCUAUUUGGAGGUCAAGAACAUGACCAACUUCUUCAAAGAAAAAUUAGGACGUGGAGGCUACGGUGCUGUUUACAAAGGAAAGUUAAAGGACGGCUGUCUUGUAGCAGUGAAGGUCUUGACCAAACUAACAGGAGACGGAGCAGAAUUUAUGAAUGAAGUGGCAGCCAUUAGUAGAACUUCCCAUGUCAACGUCGUCGCCUUGUUAGGCUUUUGUUUUGAGGGUUCCAAAAGAGCUCUCAUCUAUGAAUUCAUGCCUAAUGGAUCUCUAGAGAAAUUCAUAUUUGAUUCAAAUACUCCCAAUAUAGGUCAUGAUCACUUGGGAUGGGAAGCAUUGGAUCAAAUUUCACUUGGCGUUGCUCAAGGCUUGGAGUAUCUACAUCGUGGUUGCAGCACAAGAAUUUUGCAUUUCGACAUCAAACCUCACAACAUUCUUCUCGAUGAAAACUUCACCCCGAAAAUCUCGGAUUUUGGCCUUGCCAAAAUAUGCAACAGGAAAGAGAGCAUUGUCUCAAUGUUGGGCGCUAGAGGUACAACAGGUUACAUUGCUCCAGAAGUAUUUUCUAGAAACUUUGGAAAUGUCUCACACAAGUCAGAUGUGUACAGCUACGGAAUGAUGCUUUCAGCGAUGGUUGGAGGAAGAAGGAACAUCGAUGCUGAAGCUGAAAAUACAAGUGAAAUAUAUUUUCCGCAUUGGAUUUACAAGCGUCUUGAACUGGACGAAGAGCUUGGGCUGCAGAGUGUUGCAAACGAGGAAGACAAAGCAAGAGCAAGGAAGAUGAUCAUAGUGAGCUUGUGGUGCAUACAAACUGAUCCUUCAAAACGGCCAGCGAUGAAGGAAGUGAUCGAUAUGUUAGAAGGGAGUGUUGAUUCGUUGCAGAUACCUCCCAAGCCUUACUUAUAUUCUCCUCCAAAAUCCCCGGCGGAUUCUUCAACCACAUUGGUAUCAAUAAAGUAGAAACCUUAUGCCUUACUUGAACAAAUCUAUGUUUUUCUGAGGCCAUCGAAAUAAUGAAGCAUGCGUUUGAUGUU